Messenger RNA from Echinops telfairi (small Madagascar hedgehog), 3299 nucleotides. It is a transcript of the gene TMEM132A, whose product is annotated as transmembrane protein 132A. The transcript is spliced from 11 exons. Lineage: Eukaryota; Metazoa; Chordata; Mammalia; Afrosoricida; Tenrecidae. The record is from RefSeq and is a predicted model, not a curated record. Bases 1 to 3057 code for a protein of 1018 amino acids.
AUGUGCGCCCAGGUGGCGGGGCGCGCGGAGGCGGCCCCCGGGGAGCCCCGCGGCCCCGGGCUCCGGCUCUGGCUCCUGGUGGUCCUCACCCUGGACGUCGUGAGAGUGGGCUGUGACCAGAACCCCCUAGAGCCCGUCUACUUGCCAGCUGCCCUGGAGCUCCUGGAUGCCCCCGAGCACUUCCGAGCACAGCAAGUAGGCCGCUACCCACCGGCCAACGCUUCCCUAAGCUCAAGGUCAGAGACCUUCCUGCUCCUGCAGCCCUGGCCCAGGGCCCAGCCACUGCUCCGGGCCUCCUACCCGCCCUUUGCCACUCAACAGGUGGUCCCUCCCCGCGUCACUGAGCCCCACCAGCAGCCAGUCCCGUGGGACGUUCGAGCCGUGUCUGUGGAAGCUGCGGUGACUCCAGCGGAGCCCCACGCCCGAGUCCUCUUCCAUCUCAGGGGGCAGGACUGGCCCCCCGGGCCUGGCAGCCUACCAUGUGCCCGGCUCCAUGCCACCCACCCUGCGGGCACUGCUCACCGGGCCUGCCGCUUCCAGCCGACCCUGGGCGCCUGUGUGGUGGAGCUGGCGUUCCCCGCCCACUGGUUCUCCCAGGCCACCUCCACGCGGGCCGAGCUGACCUACACGCUGGAGCCCGAGGCCGACGGCCCUGGCGGCUGUGGCCCAGGCAGCGAGGAAGACCUCAGGAAGCAGGCCCUCCCUGUGGGCAGUGUGGAACUGCGUUCAGCGGACCCCCCGCAGUACCAGGAGGUGCCCCUGGAUGAGGCCGUGACCCUGCGGGUGCCCGACCUGCCUGUGCGGCCUGGCCGGACCUUCAGUGCUACCCUCCUUCUUCGACGCAACUUCACGGCCAGCCUCCUGACCCUGCGGAUCAAGGUGAAGAAAGGCCUGCAUGUGAGUGCCGCCCGCCCAGUCCAGCCCACCCUCUGGACUGUCAAACUGGUCCACUUCAAGAGUUCCAAACACCACACCGCUCUCAUCACUUGUCACCGUGCCGGGGCUGCAGUGCCACACUCCAGCACCCCGGAGCUGGCCGAGUUCCUGUGGGUGGACUUCGCCGUGGAGAAUGGUACCAGCGGGGGUGGGGCGGUCACCCGUCCGGUCACAUGGCAGCUGGAGUACCCUGGCCAGGCCCCGGAGGCAGAGAAGGACAAGAUGGUGUGGGAGAUCCUGGUGUCAGAGCGGGACGUAAGAGCACUCGUCCCACUGGCCAAGGCGGAGGAGCUGGUGAACACGGCCCCGCUGACCGGCGUGCCCCGACAUGUCCCCGUGCGCCUUGUCACUGUGGACAGUGGGGGCACCCUGGUGGAGGUGACGGAACAUAUCGGCUGCGAGUCUGCCAACACACAGGUCCUACAGGUGUCCGAGACCUGCGACACAGUGUUCGUGGCCGGCAAGGAGAGCCGGGGGGCACUGGGGGUUCGGGUGGACUUCUGGUGGCGCCGGCUGCGGGCCUCCCUGCGGCUGACCGUGUGGGCCCCGCUCCUGCCCCUGCGCAUCGAGCUGACCGACACCACCCUGGAGCAAGUCCGUGGCUGGAGGGUCCCUGGCCCGCCUGAGGGGGUCCAGGAGCCUGAGGCUGCAGCAGGCAGUGCCACAGAAGAGGCUGAACGGCGCGCCCGAGGGUGCCGCCUACAGUACCAGCGGGCCGGCGUGCGCUUCCUCGCCCCCUUUGCGGCCCACCCGCUGGACGGCGGCCGCCGCCUCACCCACCUGCUCGGCCCGGACUGGCUACUGGACGUGUCCCACCUUGUGGCGCCCCACGCCCGAGUGCAGGACCCGCACAUAGCCACGCUGGAGGGAGGCCACGUCCUGGUGGGCCGAGAGCCUGGUGUCACCUCCAUCGAGGUGUCUUCUCCGCUGUCUGACUCCAUCCUGGGAGAGCAGGCCCUGGCUGUGACGGACGACAAGGUCUCGGUGCUGGAGCUGCGAGUGCAGCCCGUGAUGGGCAUAUCGCUGGCCCUGAGCCGGGGCACCACCCACCCUGGGGAGGUCACAGCCACGUGCCGGGCACAGUCAGCCCUUCCUGCCCCCAAGCAGGAAGUGGCCCUCUCCCUCUGGCUGUCCUUCUCGGACCACACGCUGGCCCCCGCCGAGCUGUACGACCGCCGUGACCUGGGACUGUCCAUCUCGGCUGAGGAGCCCAGCGCCAUCUUGCCGGCCGAGGAGCGGGGUGCCCAGCUCGGGGUGGUGGUGAGUGGGGCGGGCGCUGAGGGGCUGCCCCUGCAUGUGGCUCUGCACCCAGCCGAGCCCUGCCGCCGUGGCCGCCACCGAGUGCCCCUGGCCUCUGGUACUGCCUGGCUGGGGCCCCCUCCAGCCCCCACCCCAGCCGCUGCCCUCCCAUCCAGCCCCGCCUGGAACCCAGUGGCCACAGAGGCCAGCCUGGGUGGUAGACAGCGAGCAUUGGGUGGUGGGGAGGACAGCAGGGGAGUGAGGGGCAAGUUUGAGCGGGCAGAGGAGGAGGCUGAGGCCAGAGAAGAGGAGGAGGGGGAAGAAGAGGAGGAGGAGAUGGUGCCCGCCCCUCAGCGGGUCACUGACCUCGAGCUGGGCAUGUACGCUCUGCUGGGCAUCUUCUGCCUGGCCAUCCUCAUCUUCCUGGUCAACGGUGUGGUCUUCGUGCUGCGUUACCAGCGCAAGGAGCCUCCGGACAGCGCUGGCGACACCGCCUCCCCGCAGCCCCACAACUGGGUCUGGCUGGGCACUGACCAGGAGGAGCUGAGCCGCCAGCUGGACCGGCGGUCCCCUGGCCUGGCCAAGGGGGAGGGGGGCUGCCCCUGUGAGAGCGGGGGCGGAGGGGAGGCCCCAGCCCCGGCCUCUGACGCCACCAGCACGCUGGCCCGGAAGGAGGCUGGCGGGCGGCGGAAGCGCGUGGAGUUUGUGACCUUUGCACCAGCGCCCCCCGCCCAAUUGCCCGAGGAGCCUGUGGGCGCCCCUGCGGUGCAGUCCAUCCUGGUGGCGGGCGAGGAGGACAUCCGCUGGGUGUGUGAGGACAUGGGGCUGAAGGACCCCGAGGAGCUGCGUACCUACAUGGAAAGGAUCCGAGGCAGCUCCUGACCCAGCCCCACGCCCACUGGGCAGCAAGGCUCGGCCCCAGAGCACCCCCGGCAUGCCUCGCCUGCUCUGGUGCCUGUGACCCAUGUCCCCUGCCUGGCCCCGCAACACAAGGACACCCAUCCAGGCCCCCUGUGCCCUGUCCCUUGUCCCAGACCAUGGUGUGAGGAAGGGCUCAUGUCCCUUAUUUAUGGGAACCAUUUCAUUCCGUGGUGGAUACAGAAUAAAGCCAGAAGGGAAUCGUA